Molecule: messenger RNA, 3313 nt
Organism: Selaginella moellendorffii
Lineage: Eukaryota; Viridiplantae; Streptophyta; Lycopodiopsida; Selaginellales; Selaginellaceae
Product: serine/threonine-protein kinase Nek2
Exons: 16
Coding region: 614-3130 (838 amino acids)
Biological process (GO): protein phosphorylation
Molecular function (GO): ATP binding; protein kinase activity
Source: RefSeq, a predicted model, not a curated record
GAGAGGGAAGAACAGGGUUUUAGCGAGAGUAGUCGCGGGUGAGUCAUCGAUCGAUCGUAGGCGCUAGCUCCAUCCGCGUCGUGGCACGCCUGGCGCCGCGACGGCCGCGUCCGAUCUUCGGGUUUAAUCCGUGUUCUUGGCCGGGGAAUCCACUGUUCUUAGUGCUGAUUGCGUAGUUUUCUUCCGGGAAAUCUCGAUUCUAGCGGCUGGUGAGGUGCUUUUGCGGCGGCAUUGCCGAAAUAUUACAGUAGUCGCAGGGGGCCAAAAGUUUUUCUCCUCGUCCUUUCUGGCAGAGGCAUCUUUUCUUUGACGAGAGGAGAUUUUAAAUGCUUCUACUGCGGUGUUUUCUCGAUCUCCUCGGUCAGUGACACAAAUCCAGGCGAUCGGACCAUAUGUUUCUGCCCCAUCCCUUUUUCCUUUCCUUUAAUUCGUCGGUGCCGAAGCUACAUUGUGAUUGAUUGAAGGGCGACACACCGUUAUUGGGUGGAUGAAUUCUUCUCAUCACUAGGCGUACUGCUUCCACAAGUUGCAGCUAGGAAAGCAAAGCUAGGAAAUUGCCUCACGGUCCAUUGUCCAUAUGUGAGAAGGGGCGCCCGAACGACGCGUUUCCUCAAUGGACUCGUCGAGAAUGGAGCAGUAUGAGAUCAUUGGGCAAGUUGGGAAGGGCGCGUUUGGCUCAGCCAUUCUCGUCAAUCACAAACUUGAGAAGAAGAAGUAUGUCUUGAAGAAAAUAAGACUUGCUCGCCAGAGUGAUAGAUGCAGGCGUUCUGCUCACCAAGAGAUGGCUCUUGUUUCUCGGGUGAAGCACCCUCACAUUGUCGAAUACAAGGAAGCGUGGGUGGAGAAGGGAUGCUAUGUAUGCAUCGUCACAGGAUACUGUGAGGGAGGGGACAUGGCGGACAUCAUCCGUAAAGCGAACGGAACUUACUUCCCAGAGGAGAGGCUUUGCAGAUGGUUCGUCCAACUCCUCUUGGGCGUUGAGUACCUACAUGCAAACCACAUUCUCCAUCGGGAUGUUAAGUGCUCCAACAUAUUUUUAACGAAGGAUCAUGACAUUCGAUUAGGUGACUUUGGACUCGCCAAAAUGCUCAAGUCGGAUGACCUUGCGUGCUCGGUCGUAGGGACACCGAACUACAUGUGUCCUGAGCUUUUAGCUGAUAUCCCAUAUGGUUUCAAGUCAGAUAUCUGGUCUCUAGGAUGUUGCAUGUAUGAGAUGAGCGCACAUAGGCCAGCAUUUAAAGCUUUCGACAUCCAAGGACUGAUCAAUAAAAUCAACAAGUCUUCGAUCGGCCCACUGCCAACGUGCUACUCUAGCUCAUUUAAAUCCUUGAUACGGAGUAUGCUUCGAAAAAAUCCGGAGCAUCGUCCGACGGCCGCAGAACUACUGAGACACCCUCAUUUGCAACCGUAUCUACUCCAGCGUAGAAGGCAAGUUGGUGGAGCUCUUCUCAUGGCGCACAGCCUGGACCUUAGUGGCGAUAGCAGCUAUUCAAUGAACGCCACGGACUCUAGUGGCGACGUCGACAAUAAACGAUUUGAGCACGACGACGUGCAAUCAGCUGCUCCCACUAGCAGAACUGCAAGUCACAUUUGGAAUGUCGAUACGAGUGAGAAGGAGAAUUCCGAGACGUCAUCAGAGUCUCUAUCAAAGACACUGGGAAGAAACGCAGGUCUAACGAAUUUUGAGUGGCUGAAGCAUCGACUCGCUAAAAGGCACUUCGAAGAAAACUUGACGGACGGGAGUGAAACGCAAGUGGAUUCUGGUGCUGAACAAGACAAGUAUCCAAUCAAAAGCUCGCCGGUUCGAACUAGCCGUGUAAAGUCGGUAGUCCCAAGUCCUCGGACGCCGUUAGCAAGGGAAGCUCCUCCACGAAAGAAGUAUUCUGGUGGGGAGCCUCCUUCAAGAUAUAAAAUCAAAGCAGAGCUGGUGUCUCCGCUUGUGGUGGAACGAUCAACUGGAGCUAAGUCUAAGCCGACCGUCCCCACAACACCACUUUCAACUGCACGAAGGUCCUCGAUGCCCGCAGCUGGUGGUGGCAAGUAUACUUCCCGGAAUGCCGUGCCGGCGGUACACGAGACACCAAAGCCUUACACACCAACAACUAACCCGGCUGGACGAGUUUCUCGGCCAGAGGAUCCAGCCUUCGUUCGCACCACGGUGAAGUCAUCUCUACAGUCGCGGAUACAUCCGAGCCCAGUCAAGUCUCUCGGACGGGACCAGGAGUUUAAAGACGACGUGCUAUCGCUGCUGCGGCCUCUGGUCCGGCCGUCCAACAAGAAGUCGGCGCACCUGGCCGGAUUGAAGGACCUCCGAUCACCAGACGUCUCAGUGAACGCUCCCAGGCUGGACAAGAUCCCGCAGUUCAACUUGACGCCUGACGAGUCGCUGUGCGAGGCCCACGACUUUGCAAAGUACGCGGACAGGUACUUCUCCAAGAGCAGGCUGCCAGAGCCGCGCAGCAGCCACGCAAAGUCUGGCGACUUCCACACAAGUGGCGAUCGCUAUCACGGGAGCGGUGGUGGAUCCAAGGACAAGAUAGCCAUCCAGAUAAGCAACGAGAAAGUCCAGAUGCCAGGCAGCUCGGGCCCGGUCUUCAACGACGUGGUUCAUGUCAUCCGGCACAGCACGUUUAGGCUCGGCGGUGGCGGCGACAAGGCCGAGCCGCAGCAACACCACCCGACGCACAGCGACCUUCCGCGGGACAUGGACAUCGCGUCGCUGCUCGAUCUCAAGCCCGACGUGGAGGUGCUUCCAAUCUCCCAGCAGCAGCAGCAAAGCCAGCAACAAUGUCAACACCAAGGUGGCGGUUGUGGUGGUGGUCCUUCGAGUUUGAGUGCUACUGCGACAGCAACAGAGGUAGCGUCCGGGAGCGAGCAGCAGGACAGGGGUGCGAUGGAUGGGACGGACUUGAAGUCUUACAGACAAAGGGCGGAUGCUCUGGAAGGCUUGCUGGAGCUUUCGGCCCAGCUGCUAGCGCAGCACAGGCUGGAGGAGCUGGCCAUCGUCCUCAAGCCUUUUGGUGGCGGUGCGGUGUCGCCCAGGGAGACGGCGAUCUGGCUCACCAAGAGCCUCAAGGGGAUGCUGGCCGAGCACCACCAGGAGCAGCACAAGGUCACGGCAGCAGCGUAGCCACAGAACUCUUGUUUGGAACACUCCCAACUCCAAAGUAUAUGACCACGCGGCCCAGGGAUCAGGUGAGCCAAUUUUUUUUUCUUACGCACGGGAUUGCCGGUCUCUGUGGCGAUCACAUAAUAAAAGAAAUGCAUCCUUGUGUUUUGUGUAUUGGCAAGAAGAAAAUCGCAUUUGCCUUUA